Molecule: messenger RNA, 10431 nt
Organism: Paramuricea clavata
Lineage: Eukaryota; Metazoa; Cnidaria; Anthozoa; Malacalcyonacea; Plexauridae
Source: the annotation of a GenBank genome assembly
GGUUCUGAAGUAGAUUUUUGUGUAUUUCCUAGAAUGAGGGUAAAGAAACUUCCAAAAAUCUUAGCGCUUCACUUGAAACGCUUCAAAUAUAUGGAGCAUCUUCAUCGAUAUACGAAGCUUUCAUAUAGAGUUGUGUUUCCCCUGGAACUAAGACUUUUUAACACUGUAAGUACGUUUUAAGAUUACUGAUUGAGUCUAAUAUUUCUUCUCUGGCCAAUAUUUUUGAUAGAUAAAACCUUAUUUACUUAAAUUAAUCUAUUAUUUUCUCUUGGAUUAUUUAGUCAGAUGAUGCAUGUAAUCCACAUAGGCUGUAUGAUCUUGUCGCCGUCGUCGUGCAUUGUGGAAGGUAACGUCGACUGUUCCUUCAUGAUUAUAAGAUUGGCACACUGGGAUGCAAUAUAUAGCUGCCGUCUAAUGCAGAUGGGAAGUAUAAAUGUCACUCCGGUUGUCAAAUGAAUUUGAAAAUAUGUAAAAAAUAAUUCCAUCUUAAGUUACAGUAAUGUAGAUGUUCACAUCCAUGGGCAAAAUUCCGGACAAACUAAAACCAGAAAGAAGAUUGUUUUGCCUGUUCGAAAUCAUAAACUAAGAAAUAUCUUUUCUUAAAAUUCUGGCACAUUAUUAUUAUACAUCGAGAAACACACCUUAAACCGGCCUUUGAUGAAACCUGUAAUGUCGAAACUGACUCAUCCCCAGUCACUCAUCCUGCGUUGAAUGAUGGGAAUGCAUUGUUCUUUUAUAUCAUUUCCAUACACCUUAGCGUCCUAUUGUUCCAACCACUGAGCUGUAUAAUAACUAGAGGACCUGCUCCUAUACUUCGUUCAGUCAACCAAGUGAAGCCAAAAACAUGGCGGAUUUUGAGUGAAAAUGACGCCAUUUCCAUGACUACUGGUCCCUAAAUUCAUGGUAAUUGCCACUGAACAAGGCUCAAUUGUGAGCCCGCCACAGUUUUCACACCCCCCUGGUUUCUGAAAAAAAUAUUUCGGAUUUUUGCAGUGAAUUCUUGUUGUUUUGUUAUUUUCGACAUAUUUUUUCGACGUCUGACCAUUUGUUCAAGGAUGUGAAAGUCGUACACGUUAUUCUCGUCCGUGAAAGACAACGAACAACUAUUAAAACCUCCCAAAAUGUGGACAAAAACGAUAUUUCAAGCCAGGCUAUAAACAGCAGUCUAUAAACAUGCAGUGAACUAUAAACAGGUAAACAUUUUAAAAUUCACAUUUUUAUUUUAAUAUUUCAUGAAAAAAUGUUAGGAAUAAAUGGUAAAAUCUACUCUAUUUUUUAGAAAAUAAGCCACAAGUGUUUAUAAUGUGGUUGUAGAUAAACCUUUUUGUAUUUACUGUAUUAACUUUAUGCAAUGUUUCAUCCCUCGCAAUAUCGAGUUGCACAACAGUACAUGUAUGAUGAAACUAUGAUGUUCUGGUGUAUUAAAGAGGAAAUUAAGGUUUUAUAUAUUUAGCCAAGGGUUUUGUUAUGCAUGAGCUUGUGGUGAACUGGUGCAGGAAAAAGCUCAGCUGCCUAGUAGGGCCAGCUGAAGUGAGAAGGCAUGUUUUAUAUCCAGAAUUGUACAUUGUAGUUUUAAUAUGUGCUCUCUGAUUGUAUUGUAUUGUAUUGUAUCAUUUGUAUGAUAGUUUGUUGUAUGUGUCUUUAAAAGGCCAUUAGCUUGUUUGCCCCAUCCCUCAAAUAUUAAGUUAAUUGUGAGUCUCUAGUUUUGCCAUAUUGCAGUAAGCGAGACUUCACUGUGUGGUUAUUUUAAUAUUUUUAUAGUGGAAAUUCCUUUCAAUUUGCAUGGAUAACCUGGCUCAGUUUGAGAUCUCACUUGAACAAGACAAGAUCUCUAAAUGUUAGACAAGAUAGAUCCUCACCUGACUGACUUGGUCAAAAUGAAGUCAAAACAACAAAAUUGGUCAUGAAAAUAGUGUCAAAACAAUAGAGAUGCAGAAUUUUCCAACAAUGCAUGAGUCCAUGCCACUGUUGUCUGUUAAUGAAACUCAGUACCAAGCUGCAACAUGUUUGUUCAAAAUCAUGAUUAAUUUUGUAUUAUUUUAAUUAAACUUGGUCAAAGAAUAAUUAUCAAAUUAAUAAUUAUAACUGUACAAUCAAGUUACAAUAUGUGAUAGAGUAUUAUUAUAACUGUAGCUCCAUGGGUGAUUCUUUGGCUGUCCCCUGUUUUGAUGCCUUGGGCCAUUUCUUGUAGUACAUAUAACAGGGUUUUUUUUCAGGAUUUUCUCUUGGAUACGUUUUUGCAGAGAAGAUUGAGUUUAGCUGAACAGCUGUGGUGGUUGCACCCCCCCCCCCCUACCGGGGGGCUGACACUUGUACUCAACAAAUGUAGUUGAGAUGGAAUGUGUUAAAGCAGGGGCAUUGAGGGACACUAUAAACUGGUUAACGAUGGCGAAUGCAUAGUUUUUCUUGUGUUGUGAGAUGAAUUCCAGCCAUUUUUCUUAAUUGUCGGGUUUCCAACUGAAAACUAAUUUCCACACGUCACAAAUUUAACUCAAACAACUUCAUUUUCACUGCACUGAAACUUUGGUGAGAAGAUUGAGUUUCAAAACUCAAUUCAAGAUUGAGUUUCAAAACUCAAUUCAAGAUUGAGUUUUUGGGGCCGUUUAACGGCCCUAAAAAAUCCCUGAAAAAAAGCCUGAUAUAAGACUUUGGAGAAAAGUCAUUGUUAGUUUUUCCAGUUACGGUAGGUCUGGCAAGUGCCAUCACUACUAUAACACCACUAUUCUUGUUAUUUGAACAUUCCAAAGAACUUGUCCACAUGACUUACAUCCCGGAUCACCCUAAAUGAGAAAUAUCAAUUAUAUUUAUAAAAUAGUGACAGCUAGUAUCAUUAGAACACACUUUGAAGAAAUAGUGAGUCACAUAUACCAGGCUCCAAAGUCCAAUUACAGGGAAAUGUACUGUAGAGUAGACAUUAUUUAUAUGUUAACCCAUUCAGCACGUACCACUGUGCUCUCUUGUUGACAAGUAAAAUUGUUGGUGUUAGACAAAGUAACACAAACAUAUACAGUAGGGUGCAAUGCAACUGAACCCAUUGAGGGGCAGCACUCUCAACUUGACGAGUAAAAUUGUCUGGCAUUGGACGGAGUAAAAUAUUGUAGUGGGGCGCAUUGCCACUUAAAGGAUUAAAAAUGGGUUCAUUACGGAUGAAAUAAAUUGAUCCAAGCAUUUUUCACAAAUGAGUUCUGGCAUUUAUAAGCCCAGCUAGCUUGCAACCAACUUUAAAGCAUGCAACCAACUUUAAAGCAUACAGCAGUUAAUUGCACCCAAGCUUAUUAUUUUACUCAGGCAGUCUAAUGUCUAAUGCCCAAAGUUUCAUUUUACAUUUAAUUACAAUAUAUCACAAAUGAUCUAAGUGAGAAGAUUCACAACAAUCACAAAUAAUAUAUCUAACUGAAAUUUGAGCUCUACUCCAAUACUGGGGACACCACCACUGAAACCUGAAACUGCUCUCAAACAUAUCAUCAAUCAAUUUAGGUUAAUUGUCAGAGCAUAAGGUUGGCCGGUCAAUGCCAAGGUGACUGGCACACAUAUUGUGCACCUUUCAUUCCUAUAUUACCUCUGAUGACUGUGGGAUUUAUAGAACUCUGACAAACUAUAUGUUGGGCGGGAUAUUGUAAACCGGCCUCUGAAUGUAAGCCAGCUAGCCCUGGGCUUGUAUUCUAAUAUGUAUGGCUAAAGCUGCAUUAAUAAAUAUACCUGGAGCCAAUUGUAUCAAGCCUGUUUAGCUGAAACGUUGGUUAAGCUCAAAAUAGAAAGCAACUCAGACUCUAUAGAUUCAUUCAACAACCAAACUAGAAGUUUUGAACCUUAAUAGAAUGAUGUUUACAACUACAUAUUCAGUGCAGAAUAUUUAAGUUGACUGAUUCAUGAGAAAUUAAGCUAAACGGGCUUGAUACAACCGGCCCCUGUCAAAUAAUAUAAGCCCAUGGGCUUGUACACACAGGCCUGGCUUACAUUAGAGGGGGGAGGGGCUUAUAUUCGGAAUAGCCUGAGUAAAUAUGAUGGGAUUAUACACAGGGGGGCUUAUAUUGGGGGGAGGGGGGGGGGCUUAUAUGUUUAUGGUAAUUGCUUGAUUGCAAUGGGUAUUGAAUGGUUUGAACCUGAUGUCUUUGGCCUAGCCGCCUAGCUAGCAAAGUAUUUGUUCACUUGUCUACAUGUCAUGUAAGUGAGAUUUCAUAUAACUACACAGUAAUUAUAAACAACUGCUGGCAAGAACCUGGCAAGGAUAUCACUCAAAGUUUGUCAAGGAAAAUUUAAUAUACUAAAAUACUAAAUAAAUACAAGUGUGCAGACACUACAGCAAGGACUUUGAAAUCAUAUUAACCAGUCAUGAAACCCUACGCAAAUAUCGCUAUAGCAGUAGUAGUACCAAAUCAAAAGAACAAUAAAAUGUACAGAAUUGCCAACCAUUUACAGGUUGUUAUGUCUGCUAAUAAUUUGCUGUUCAUAUACUUUUAUGUUCGUAGUAUUAUAAACUUUGUAGUUUGUACUUCUGCUUCAAAUUUUUUACAAUAUAUAAAAAUCUUACCGGUGAAUAAAAAGAUUCUUCUUGUACAUCUUUUCAGUGCGAUUUUUACCUCAAAAACAAGCGAAAUCAUAAAAUAUCCAUUAUAUCUGUGCUGAAACCAGGGGGGUGAAGUACAUUGUCGAAAACUUAGGAUCGCGGUUGGGACAGUGGUAGUUGCCAUGAAUUUAGGGACCAGUAGUCAUGGCAAUGGCGUCAGAUCCGCCUUGUUUUUGGCUUCACUUGAAUGACUGGCGGAAAGAUAGGAGCACCUCCUCCAGUAAUAUUAUCCAUGACUACUGGUUCUUAUUUCUCAUGGUAAUUACCACUGACCAACCGCGAUCCUACGCUUUAAACAAUAUCUUUCACCCCCCUGGUUUUUUUCACAAAUAUGAAAUAUUUUGGUUUAGUUUGUCUUUGAACUGAAAAUCUUGAUAUUUUUCAUCAAUUUUGUCUGUUUUACAAAGUCAAGGAAGACGGUGCAUUUUUGCUGUGCCUGUUAUGGCUCUAAAAGGAGAAUAUUACCGGUAAGAUUCACGAUUUUUUUACUUUCUCGCUUGGCAACGUUGCCAUAUAUUUUUAACACUCGUGGAUAUCUCAAAACCUGUCUGAUGCUAUAUUAAAACUGUGAGUAUUACUAGUUACAGCAGUUUUUUCAUUUCUACAUUGACAUUGUAGUUUUAAGCAAGUUUUCCUGGACAAACUCUUUCCUGUCUUGUUUUAUUAAACAUUUAAACUCAUUUCUUGGGUUUCAUGGUGCUUCGGUUUGUGUUUUGUUUUUAAAAUUGUUUAUUGAUUUAGGUUUUUAAGUGCUAGUUUUGCCAGGUUUUUGAAAUAGCAGCUAUCUACUGUGUAGCUUUGUAUUUUAUACAGGACAUGUAGGGUGUGAGUGCACAGCCAACCUUUCCAGCACUCUCCAAAAGUUCAGCAUCAAGCAGUUUAUAUUAUUUAACCCAUUGAGGGCCAGAACAUUUAACUAUAGACACAUGAGCAGAUAGCCUGAUUAAUCCAUUGAGGGCCAGCACUCACCCCUUGAUGAGUAAAAUAACCUGGCAUUUGACAGAGUGAAAUAAUAAAGUAGGGUGCAUCAGGACACAAUGCGACUUACUGGGUUAAACAUGAGUUUUAUGAUUUGUAGCACUACCCACAUUGUAUUAUUAACCCUUUAAGUGGCAAUGUGCCCAGAUGCACCCUACAUUAUUAUUUUACUCUGUCUAAUGCUGGACAAUUUUACUCGUCAUAGGGUAGGUGCUGCCCUCAACAUAUUUAGGUUAAUUCCAAUCUUCGAUUUAGCUGGAAUGACCCAAUACAUGCCAUUUGCUACUGUAAAAUUGUAAAUAUGCCGGAUUUCUCUUAUCUAGGCGCUGAUACUGAAAUGUGAAAAAGAAAGCCACCCAAGGUCUUAAAUGUUCAAAUAGCAAGAGUGGUGUUGUAGACAUCAGACAUGUAGUGGUGCACCAUAUGUUAAAAUUAAAUAUUGUCCAACUUACAAAAGUAAGGGCCCUGGCCAGCAUUCCUGCCCUGAACUGGAAAGAUAACUUCAUUUUAUCAUUGCUAUCAGACUGUGAUAAACAUAGAAUCAUGUUAUUGUCAGUGGUGUUUUUAAAUACAAUAUGAAUGCUUACAGUUAUAAUUAUAACUUGUAUGGUUGUAUAUAUAGUUUGUAAAACUUUUUCUUGCUGAUUUAUAAUUCUUUUUUUAAGAAGGUAUAAACAAAAUAGUGAAAACCCCUGGGGGUAAUGUAGGGUAAAGGAGGGAGGGUAUCUAUUUAUCUGUGAAUUAAUGAUAAUUUAUUUCAAGCACACAGGGCUGGAUUGACUGGGGGUCUAACAUCCCCAGGUCCAAUCUUUUGAAAUGUGUCCCCCAAUUUUUGGAGGGCCACUGGUUUGUCAGUUUUUACUGUUAUGUGUUUACCCUCCAUAAAUAAAGAAGUUGAUAUAAAUAAUAAUAAAAUGCCCAAAUGCUGGAAUUGCCAAACAUGUGAAUUUUUUGGGAAUGUUGUGCAAAAUUGAGGCCAAUUCUAUAAAGGAUAUGCUGAAAAAAUUUUUAAUUAACCUUUUUUGCAAACAACAGUUUGGGAAAAGAAACAAUUGCCCCCUCGCCAAAAUUUUGCGAAUAAUUUUGGGGACCCAAAAGGCGAAGGGGCCCAAAGUUCUGUAUUCACCCUCCCAAAGAUGUGUCAGUUGGCAUGGCCCUGCAAGCACAAUACAAUUGUGAUUUGUGUGAGCCAGAAAAGAAAUAAAUCUCACCAAAACAUGUCUUUUUGUGUGAUAAAUGAUGUCUUAAUUAUAAAGAAUGUUUAAUAGAGAGGGGGCUCAACAAUUUUUUCAUCUAAAUUGGGGGGGUGGGGUAUUAGAGUGGGGGGGGGGUGAGGUUUAACAGGGAGAUUACAGUAGCAAACUCAAAGCUUUAUUGCAGGUUUUGAUGUAUGAUGCAACUACCUGGAUUUAAGUAAGUCUUUGUUCAAAAUGUACAAAUUGAUUCUCAUUUUUUCAAAUGGCUAUGUGCAUUGUACACUCAAGCCUGCAAAUUUUAUAUGGGAGCAUCUGAUAUGGGAGUAUCUCAGUUGCUGAGACAAGAACUAACAUGUUUAAUUCAAGUUUGGAUCAGAGUUCAGUUGACCAGUAACUGAACAAAAAUUUCAGCCAGAGCUGGAAGUGAUUUUAUUUGACAAUUUAUAGCCAUAUUUACAGCCAUUCCUAUAUAAUACAAUUUAUAUAUAGUACAAUUUAUAAUCUGCCUGGCAUAUAUUUUCCAGGUUUUAAUUAACCUAUUAAAACUGAGAUCCAGUGGUGAGUGGACCCCUACAAACUAUCUUAUUCACUAUCAACUGCACACUGGCACACAAUAAUCAAGAACGGAAAUUAUCAAGCCAACACACCAUUGCCCAGAAACCUAGGUAAAAAUUGUGUUACCAGGUCAAGUGCCCACAGCACCAUGUCGGCUUCUCCUGGCACCCUUUCAGCACCCUCAUGCCACUUUCAACUUAUCGCCAAAAUCAACUCACAAGUUCACUGUGAAUGAUUCCAUGCUUCCAUGUAAAGUGGGGGAGAAUGACGAUUGGUUGAAAAUACUAGCAAAGGUUAUGUUGCUCUUGCAAUGAAUGGAAAAGAGGCCUCAGCUUUAUAUGACAUGUCAGAUGUUAAAGUUUCUUGACAAAACACUGAUUUCUUUAACACCCUACAUCCCUCUUUUAAAGAUAGUAGCACAUAGUAGUUUCAUGCAUGUCUUCACACCUGUAAAUAAAAGUUUAUACUCAGCAAAUCUGCCAGAUAAAUAAAAGUUUAUACUCAGUUUAUACUCUUCCUUUGAUACAAAUAAAAGUUUAUACUCAGCAAAUCUGAAUAGUAUGAAAUUCAAAGCAUGUUAAAUUUGAACCCAUUGCGUUUGUCGGAUUGUGGGAGGAAGUGUAGUGAAAUAUCUCUACAUUUGUACGACAAGACUUAUAUAAUCGUGGCUAAAAUAUUCACUAUAUUGUACAAAGCUUCUCAUGCUAAAAAAUAAAUGCAUAUUAUAUUGUUUUUCAAUAGUAUUUUUACCUGGCUGUACAGUCUGCGCCUCUUGCUUCAAAUAUCGUCUUUGCCAACAUUUUGCAAGGCGUUUGUUGUCUUUCCCGGACGUUUACGACUUGUACUUCUUUGAAUAGAUGGUCGCAGGUCAAAAAAUAUCAAAAACAACGAGAAUUCACUGCAAAAACUCGAAAAACCUAUGAAUAUUUUGGAAAAAACCAGGGGGGUGUGAAAACUGUAGUGGGCUCAGAAAUGAGCCUGGUCAGUGGUAUUUUCAUGGCCAAAAGGAACCAGUUGCCAUGGAAAUGGCGUGAAAAUCCGCCAUGUUUUUGGCUUCACUUUUUUAUCCCGAGCACGUCCUCCAGUAAUAUAGUAUAGCUCAGUGGCGCUUGCCUUGCAGGCUUUCCAACCCGCAAUGUCAUAAUGAGGGACUGUGGAAGAGUCAGGUGUCAAAACGUAACAUUUUGAAACCAACACAUUUUGAAACAAGUUAUGAUACACAUUUCUCAUAUUAACCUUGGGUAUAUUCGUUCCUUUGCAUUUGGUGGAAACUACCCUGGAAUUAUAACGUCCAGUAUUUACUAUUUUUACGCUUUAUUCUUGUGAAAUAUGCAUUCUUAUUGUAUGACAUAAUGACAUUCCUUUUCUAGUGGACCAAAUCGGGGACAUUACAUAAGCAUUGUAAAAAGUCACGAUUUUUGGCUUUUAUUUGAUGAUGAUUUAGUUGAGGUAAGUAAAUUGAGCCGAAUCGUAGGAUGUUAUAAGUUCAUGAAAGAAAAGUUCCUAGCUUAGUCGAACAAUAUUGGGCAACAGUCCUGAAAUUAUUUCACUUGGUUUGGACUGAACACAUUCUAUAUGGCAGAACACAAAUAUCGAAGUGGUGAUCGAUACAAAGUACAGUACGUUUCAAAGUUAAUGCAAAAUAACACAGUUGUUUAGCGAAGGUAAAGUGUAUUAUUGAAGCUCCAUGCACAAUAUCAAGUAAGAAAUAUUACUUGUGAAUAUCCUUCAUUAAAUGCCUACUGUAUGCAAUUUGUGUUACUAUAGAAAAUUGAACCGCAGACGUUUGAAGAAUUCUAUGGUCUCACAAUUGGUGGUCACAAGUCGAGUGAUUCUGGUUAUAUCCUUUUCUACGAGUCCAAAACCUAGCUGACUACCUGUCUUCAAAUAUACGAUUGCAAUUUUCUCAUUUGUGGGAGCUAUUUUUAUUAGGUCAGCAUGUUCAGAUGCACAUACAUGGGAAAUAUAUUUGAUGAAUUAAUCCAGGUUUUUGCUAAUUUAGAUUUAAUGAUAUACCUCUUUUUCUGGUUACGACCUUUUUUGCACUGUUUUAGCCCUAUCCGAAAAGGCACCACUUUUAUAUACAAUACAUAUUGAAGUCAAAAGCUACUGUCUAUCCAGAAUGUAAUGAUACUUAUUUGAGUGAUAUAGCUGUUCCAGUUUAUGCGUGAUAACUGAUGCAAGGCGGGACAUGCGGUAUACACUGAAUAUUUUCAGAGCCGCUAAGAGGUUGCGCGGGGCCCAGGGAUAAGUUUUCUCAAGGGGUCUUGGGACGUAAAUGAUGGGCGGAGGAUGAUGUGAAAAAAUGUUUCCAAUCUUCAAUUUUUCCAUUAUGAUCUGGGGUGCCCGGAGAAAAGUGCCCCCUUGCCCCUCCCCCCCCCCCUCUUGGCGGCUCUGUAUAUUAGUAGCUGCUGAACUCAAUUGAACCAAAUCAUAUACAAUGUUACUGAAAGGGCACGCAACUUCAAACAUUUAACAAUUUUUUUUUUUUCACUAACAUCGACCUGAUUGCAACAUGCCGAACUGAAAUAUCGGGGUACAUAGGUUCCGUAACUGCAGAUUAUAUGCAUUGCAAUCAAAUUGAGGAAACGCAGGAUCGUCAUUAGUGAUUUUGGGCCAAUAGAAUAUUGUUGUAAAUACUGAAAAUCGUAGAUUUUCUUUUUAACUACUGUAUUAUUUAUCAUCUGAUAUUUGGAUACACAGGAAAGAUGUUAUCCAUAGAAAAAUCAUAGUAGAACAUUGGCAAUGGAUUUUAGGCUGAUCUAGUUAGAAAGAACUUUAAACUAUAUAGUAAAGCUUGGGUACAGUAAAGCUUGUGUACUUUACAUUUUUUCGAUAUUUGUCCUCGUUUUUGAGAUUAUUUCUGUUUGUUUCAAUAGAGAUAAUAGGGAGUUUACGCAUGUGAGACGGCAACGUCAGGACGACGGCUAUCAAUACAAUGUCAUUAAUCCUAUAGCACAAAAUAAAUGAAUAAUUAAAAGUAUAUCUGGAGUUUCAGACGUCGUUCAUGCUCUGUUGACGACGGCAAAAUGCAUAUUUUCACGUCUUGUAAAGUACGCUAGCAUUUCAAGCCGUGUCAGGCAAUUUUUCUAACAGCGUUGAUCAAAAUUGCUCUGAAAGUUAAAGCUCUGUUUU